CACCUUUUCCACUAAGCACGACUAGAUCCUUCUCGCAACUGAGUUCAGCGUAUUCACAACCAAUCUCUCGGAAUCUUGCAGUGCUACUUGUCCUACACUAUCCUACAACCUCACCUUUGUAUCGUGCCUGGGCUCUCGCACUCCAUUUUCUGUCAUCUCAUCAAGGGUCUUUCCACAGCGCAUAGCGACACAGCCCAAACCGGGGCCCCCCACAUCCACGAUGUUGAAGAUAUGGUCGAUGAAAAAGGAGCAGAAGGAGGCAGAGAACGCAGAGGGCCAGGCGACGGGUGGCAAGAAGAAGAAGGUGACUGCAGCUCAGCUGCGCGUGCAAAAAGAUCUUUCAGAACUUUCCCUCGGAUCGACGAUGAAGACAGAGUUCCCCGACCCCGAUGACAUCCUUAACUUCGUACUCAUGAUCGACCCUGAUGAGGGUAUGUACCGAGGCAGCCGCUUUACCUUCGAUUUCACCAUAAACCAGAACUUUCCCCACGAGCCUCCCAAAGUCCGAUGCCGAGAAAAGAUCUACCAUCCCAAUAUCGAUCUUGAGGGCAAGGUCUGCCUGAACAUUCUACGAGAGGAUUGGAAGCCAGUGCUGAACUUGAAUGCUGUGAUUGUUGGCCUGCAGUUCCUGUUCCUCGAACCCAACGCAUCGGACCCGCUCAACAAGGAGGCAGCUGAGGAUCUACGAAACAACCGAGAGGGAUUCAAGCGCAACGUGAGGACUGCUAUGGGUGGCGGAGUAGUCAAGGGCAGGACAUACGACAGGGUCCUGAAAUAGAUUUGGAAUAAGACAAAUAACAGGAGUCGCAGGGAUGGAGAAUCCGAAGGGAUGGGCCGUUAAGAUUCGGGGACGAUACAACGACUUAAUGGGUGUUUGAGACAGACAAGCAUUUGAUAGCAAAGAGCAUCGCGUGGCGUCUGAUAAAUCCAUGAUCUUGAUUAGGCAAUCCUUCAGCUUCCAAA
Fusarium oxysporum Fo47 is the source of this 963-nucleotide messenger RNA. Its product is annotated as NEDD8-conjugating protein UBC12. Bases 221 to 778 code for a protein of 185 amino acids. The record is from RefSeq and is a predicted model, not a curated record. Lineage: Eukaryota; Fungi; Ascomycota; Sordariomycetes; Hypocreales; Nectriaceae. The transcript has 4 exons.